UAUUAUACUUUUAAGAGUAUUGUCUGAAGAGGGUGCCAUGACAGGCCGUAAAUUCGCGAAAGAAAAGAAGCGGCAUCGCUCCCGUUUGUGCUGCCCGGAGGAGGGAGGCGGCAGCGAGAGGAAACGGAGGAGCACCGACUCCCUUCACGGCCUUCAGGAGGAAACAAAAUGUACUGCACAAGCUUCCGAAAAAGAGGAGGUGGGAGAAGAGCCCAGUGACAUAGAAGAAGGUGGAUUAGACCUCAGUGUGCAACUGAAGCCAGUUAGUUUCUACAUCACAGACAAGAAGGAAAUGCUUCAACAGUGCUUUUGUAUCAUAGGGGAGAAGAAAUUGCAGAAAAUGCUGCCUGAUGUUUUAAAGACCUGUUCCAUAGAAGAAGUGAAAAGGCUUUGUCUUGAACAGUUGGAACUCAUGUCUGAGAAGAAAUUAUUGAAAAUUCUUGAAGGUGAGCAUGGGGCUGAUUCCGACAGUGAUGAAGAGGCCGCUGCUAGUGAAGAGAAGGCCGCCAUUGAAUCAAUUAGUCAGCAAGACAAUAGCAUAGAUUCUACUUCUUUUUUGAAGGAAGACAACAAAUUGGAGGGGAUGGACCCAAAGCAAGGCAAAGGAGAAGAUAGUGAUGUCCUCAGCAUCAAUGCAGAUGCCUAUGACAGUGAUAUCGAAGGCCCAUGCAACGAAGAAGAGAAUCCCAAUGUGCCAGAAAAGACUGUCAAAAGUGGAGAUGGUCAGAUAGAUGACCUUCAGAAGGACAUUGAGAAAAGUGUGAAUGAGAUCCUGGGGCUUGCAGAAUCCUCCCCAAAGGAAACAAAGGCAGCAGCACUAGCAGUUCCUCCAGCAGAUGAUGUUCACCCAUCAGCACAGCAGCUGGAGCUCCUGGAGCUCGAGAUGCGAGCCAGGGCUAUUAAGGCCCUCAUGAAAGCUGGAGAUGUAAAAAAAUAGCCUCUGGGCAAUUUCAUUUGCAAGAUGUCCAUAUUUAUUUUGAUGGGUGUGAUGUCAGCUCCCUUCAGUGAGAAAAUGUAUUUGGACUGGAUUUGACAUUUCUUGUUGAAAUACUUUGUGUAUCCUAACCCUUGGCUGAAAUAGUUGGUGGCACUUUGUCACUGCCAUCAGUAAACUUCCUCUGUGACUUGCUUACAUUGUCUGGUUUGACACUGUUUGACUCUGUUGGUUACUUUUUCUUUGUGCUAGCUUAUUUCUUGACGUGAAUUGUGAAACAAUAAUGACAACGUGCAUCUCUGGCUAAACCUUGGUGCCUUAUGGAAGAAUUUCAAGAGUGGUGUGGGGUGUUCACCAUGCUAGCUCCAGCCUUU
Messenger RNA from Euleptes europaea (tarantolino), 1308 nucleotides. It is a transcript of the gene CAAP1, whose product is annotated as caspase activity and apoptosis inhibitor 1. Lineage: Eukaryota; Metazoa; Chordata; Lepidosauria; Squamata; Sphaerodactylidae. The transcript has 6 exons. The record is from RefSeq and is a predicted model, not a curated record. The coding region runs from base 38 to 937 and encodes 299 amino acids.